AUGGCCACUCCGUUUCGCGCCGACGAGUCGCUCGACGUCGACGGCUUUCAGAAGUCCAUGCGCUUCAUGGCAGAGGCGGGCUGCGACGGCGCGACCAUCGUGGGAGUCCUGGGCGAGUCCAACCGGAUGACGGACCGCGAGCGCGAGACGCUGAUUCGGGCCGCCGUCGACGCGGUAGCCGACUGCGGCCGCCCGUUUCCGAUCUGCGUCGGCACGAGCCACGCGGGCACGGCUGCCACGGUCGCGCUGAGUCAGAUGGCGCAGGAGCUUGGGGCGGCGGCGGUGAUGGUCACGCCCACCAAGGAGCCUGCGCCGGCGAGCGACGACACGCUCGCCGAGAUGUACGCGCGCGUCGCCGAGGGCUGCCCGGGCCUCCCGAUCGUGCUGCAGGACCACCCCGCGUCGACCCAGGCGAGACUCGAGCCAGCGCUGCGCAAGCUGUGGGCGUCCGAGCUGCCGCCCGCCUCCGACUGCACGAUCCUGACCGGGCUCGGCGCCCUCUACGCCGGCUUUGACAUGGAGCAGGGGACGGACGGCUUCAUGACCGGCUUCGCCUUCCCCGAGAUCCUGCAGGCGAUGAACGCGGCCGCCCAGCGGAAGGAGUGGGAGCGCGCGCACGCCCUCUACCAGCGCUACCUCCCCCUCCUCGUCUUCGAGCAGCAGCCCGGCGUCGCCGUCCGGAAAGAGCUCUACCGGUUGCGAGGGCUCAUCGAGUGCGCACACGUGGAGCGCAGCCUGCCGGGCAUCGACGUCAGCCAGCCGCUGCCGGCCUCCCUCUUCGCCUAG
Messenger RNA from Emiliania huxleyi CCMP1516, 786 nucleotides. RefSeq lists its product as hypothetical. The coding region runs from base 1 to 786 and encodes 261 amino acids. Gene Ontology annotation, cellular component: cytosol. Gene Ontology annotation, molecular function: 4-hydroxy-tetrahydrodipicolinate synthase activity. The record is from RefSeq and is a predicted model, not a curated record. Lineage: Eukaryota; Haptophyta; Isochrysidales; Noelaerhabdaceae. The transcript has 4 exons.